GUCGAUCUGGCUGAACUCAAAUUGUCCAUUCCCUUCCCAAAAGCCCUUUAGAUGAUCCCAUGUCCUCGGUAUUUCGUUUCGGUAGACCUCACCGCUGUCAAGACAACAGUCCGUUGAACACGUGAUACGUCGCACAGUCAUGGAUGUCGUUCUGUCCUGCACAGACGCUUGGGAGCUCGCAUUGGUAGGCAUUUCCUCCGAAGGUAUUCCCAAGUGAAUUCUCCGCCGCCAUGAUAAAGCAAGGCUCUGAGAAAAGAAAAAUUCCGGAGCGUCAUUGGUAAAGAAAUGGUUCAUUUUGAUCACCCAACAUCUGAGAAUGAAUUCAUGUCAGUCUGCAUUUGUCAAUUUCUAGUGCUCACAGAUUCCCAGUGCAAUCCAGCAGUACCAAACAGCCUACCCACGCUGCUGCGGCCUGGCGAUUGAACUUGUCAGCCUUGAAUAUGCCGAAGAGACGUGUGGCAGCGAGAGAUGGUUGAUGUCGAUCAUGCUUGCCCCUCAACACUCCUCGAACUGGGAGAGACUUCUCGCUCAUUACGAAGCCCCUCCUUUUCUGGAUUCAUCACGCGGCCUUAGAACUCGAUGUCCUGGAUGAUUGGCUCCAAAUGGAAGACUCUCGAUUGCUAACAGUCAGGGUCCUUCCAUGGUCUCAAGACGACGCUCAUCAUUUUCGCCAACGCACCCUUUGAAGUCGAUCCGACACGCUAAAAGCCUUCGGGGCUACCUUCCCAACUCCUACUGACGAUGUCGAGCACAACUUGAGAGAAAUACGGUUUUCCUUGCCUGUUAGCGGGUGGCCUUACGUUGAAUUUUUCCUGACCACGCCCAAAGCUCCGUCGGGACGACCAGCUUGGCGAGCCAUACUGAGAGUGAUCAGAGAGUCCCGCAAUGGCCUCCUCUUCCUCCCUCUGUGGUGUCCCCUUUCAGGCCAUCCAGUGCAUCGCCUUAACGUGCUUCGCAAUAGGACGAUGCGCCACACCCACAAAUCAAACUUCCCGCUUUCCGAACACGCACUAUCCGUCACGCUUUGAUACGAUCCUACGAGAUUGGGAUUUAGUCAACCAUCCACCCUAAGGUCUCAUGCGAGAGGAGAGCCACAGCCCGGCGAGAUCCACCCUCCUUGCUAAGGCCAGGCUACCGCAGACACCCCUUCUCUCGCCAAUCGUCGCUGUUCACUGCCUCUCAUGGUAUAGCAUUCGAAAUCCUCAAUGCCACCAAGCCACGUCGACUCUUCGCAAGGAAUUACUUAGCUGCAUGGCCAAUGAGCUAACCCCGUCGUCCGACUUUCCCGGACGUCAAGGUGACCCAAGCUGAUGAGGCGUGCUUAGGACCUAGGUUCAACAUGACAUGAACUUCCUGUGUCGUUUUGGAACCGGCGCAAUGAGUUUGCUUCGUGCUCUCGAUUCUCCCCACUCAAAAUUUACGCACGAUUAACACUUCACUUGAAUCGAAGCUUACUCCAUCGUCGAGGAGAUGGAAGGAGGCGCUACCAGUUCUCAGAUUCCACGCCCAAUCUAGUCGGAAGACAGCGCGCAUCACUUUAUGUGUAAAUAUGGCGGCGGAAAUGGUGGCGCACCGAGGCCCAUAUAUCAUGUCGCGCGAUACAUUGGCAUCUGGCAGGCUGACCGCUCAACACUAUCUCAUCCUGAGAAGGUUGGGAUGGCUGCUUCAUCCAGAGAUUGCAGCACAGAUCAGAAGCCUUCAAAGGCUCGAAAUUGCGGAUGUCGCGUGUGGGAACGCCAUCUGGUCUCUCGACAUGGCCGUUGACUAUCCCCAUGCACGAAUAACAGGAAUCGACAUAUCCCCACAGCAGUUUCCGCCGCAGUUCACGUGGCCGCCGAACGUGACGCUGGAGAUCCAUGACAUCUUCCAGCCCAUGCCCGACCGAUAUGCUGGUCGAUUCGACGUUGUGCAUGUCCGACUGAUCAUGGCAGCGGUUUACUUUCAGGACAAAGAUUGGGUCAUGCACAACAUCGUCAGAUUAUUGAAGCCAGGCGGCUUUAUACAGUGGACCGAUGCGACGGUGCCGGUUCUCCGAGCGAUGAGCGACCCGCUGAGAUGCCCCGGCGCGUUUCGACAUCCUCCGGCGAUCACGGCGCCUUUGACCAGCUUGUUCUCCCACACCGAAUGGCUACGGCAUCUUGCCGCAGAGCUCCAGCGUCACGGGCUAACCAACCUUCGCUACGUCGAUAUGCCUCCGAUACCGUGGCUGUUGAGGCAGGACACAGACAAUGCAAUUUGGGCUCUGACGGACAUUCACGAAGGGUUGAAAGACAGAGCAUCAAGAGAAGUGUCUGACCUGUUUGGAAGAGCGGUGCACGAGACGCUUCAGGACAUCAGACAGGGCAGGGUCUAUUAUACCACAUAUUAUACAACCAUUGGUCAGAAGCCCGGAUAGCUUCGGGGGCCGCCAAGGGUAUGGACUCCGGAAACCCUCGUUCCUUCAACAGGGACGGCUGGCUCAGCCUUGUCACGUAACCAGGUGUUUCGGGAAACCACUCGCACGCCUUCCCCUGCGAAUAAAAGUUACCACUACGAUGUGGACAGAGUAUUGGAGAUCCUUUGAGCUUGCUGCCGUGGGACUAAGCGCACACAACAUGUGUGAGUCUGGCACAAAUAAAUGCGAAGGACAGGCAAUUGAGAAUGGGAGACAGUCCA
Molecule: messenger RNA, 2655 nt
Organism: Cladophialophora immunda
Lineage: Eukaryota; Fungi; Ascomycota; Eurotiomycetes; Chaetothyriales; Herpotrichiellaceae
Exons: 2
Coding region: 1550-2395 (281 amino acids)
Source: RefSeq, a predicted model, not a curated record